GAGUGAGUGUGUGUGAGAGCUCGAGUCCACCCGAGCGCGCGCACACACUCACACACACACGCGCACAUAUCUAUCUAUAUACAUAUAUAUAUACACACACGCGCGCACAUACAGGCACGCGUGCGCGCACACUGCAGAGGAGCUCCAGAAAAGCGCAGGAGAGCACAAGUGCGCGCUCCCACGCGUCCUCUCUCAUCCUCUCCACCGCGAGCUGAUGCGUGCCGUGCUGUAGAGAGAGAGAAAGAGAGAGAGAGAAAGAGAGCGAGAGAGAGAGAAGGUUCUCACGGGUCAUGGGAGGAAACCUGGGGUGCCACCGCUCGCUCCCGGCGGAUCCCGGGGACGUGCGGCAGCGCGGACGCAAGUUCAGCGCGACCUGCAGCUUCGCGCACGUCUCCGCGCACAGCAACUCCGAGCGACUGAACGUGAACGCGGCAGGCGAGGAGGAGCUCAUGACCCUGCCCGGGGUGACCCGGACGGUCGCGCGCUCCAUCGUGGAGCACCGCGCGCGCAUCGGCGGCUUCCGCAAAGUGGAGGAUGUCGCCCUGGUGAGCGGAAUCGGAGCCGCCAAGCUGCAGCUCAUCAAGCCGGAGAUAUGCGUGUCGAGCCGCAAGGGGGGCAACAACAACAACCACCACCACCACCACGACCAGCACGGUGACGCGCACAAGGAGAACACGGAGCAGGAGCACCGCGCGUCUUUCGCGCAACCGUGGACGCCCUGUGCGCUCCUGAACACCACGACCCCCAGCACCGAGCUGCACCUGCCCCCCGGCGGACCCGCGAUCAUGCAGUCCGAGCGGCCUGAAGUUCAGCCCCCACCGGGCGCGCGCCACGGCAAACCAGUGGUGCGAGUGGCCACGUGGGAUCUCCAGCGCUGCUCCAGCGACAAAGCCCACAACCCCGGGGUCAAAGAGGUGGUGUGCAGGACCCUGCUGGAGCGCGACAUCAAGUUGUUAGCGGUUCAGGACCUGGCUGAUCAGCAGGCAUUGGAGAAGUUUUGCACAGAGCUCAAUCAGCCCACUCUCUCCAGUGUGUGUAAUUGGAAAGGUCCUCGAGGGGUGUGGAAAUGUGCCACUUCUGAGAAACCCACUGGAGAGUCUUGUAUAGGUUCAGAAUAUUCUGGGUUCCUCUGGGAUUCCUCGGCCGGAGUCCAACUGAAAGAGGCCACAGUUUUGGAGAGCGCUGCUGCUAAUGGCAACGGGAACGACGCCCAGCCCAGAGCGUACCUUGGACACUUUUACAUCGGAUCGUCCCAGCUCACCGUCGUAAACGUGCACCUCAAACCUCCAUCCACGCCCAAGCAGCAGAACGGCCGGAGCCACAAAUCCGACGAGCUGAAAGCCCACAGGCUGAGCCCUGGAGUACAGGAGACUCUGAGAGGUGUGAAGAACGUGCUGGUCGUCGGAGGCUUUGGUCUUCCUCCGGACAACAUUCAGUUCGAGCCUCUGAAGAAGGAGAAGCUGAGUGCACUUGUGCCUUCCUCGGUCAACACCAACAUCAGCACCAAAGCACCGCUGGGAUCCAGCUGCAUGGACAACAUUUGGGCCAGUCGUACUAUAAAGAAGCUCUACACAGGUCAGUACUCCGUCGUGAGGGAGGGCCUGACAAACCCCUGGAUCCCCGAUAACUGGUCUUGGGGCGGAGUGGCCUCGGAGCACUGCCCCAUCGUGGCCGAGUUUUACCUCACGUGCACAAGCGAGAAGAUGAUGAAGGAACCUCUGCAGAACGGCAGCAGCGUGGCCGUGGUGGAGAGGGAUGACUUGGCACCCAAACAUGAGCGGUGACCUUCGACCUGUGGAGACUGUGGUGGUGGUAUGACAUCACUACAGAGAGACUGAAAUGGAUGAAUGGAUGGAUGGAGGCUGCGUGGUGUUUUUUUUCCCUGGAUGUUGUACAGUAGAAAUCAUGUUAAAUAUGAAGGAAUAAUUUAAGGAAAUUUAAGGAUCCAUCUGUUGUAUGUAUUUGAUUUGUCCGAUUACACGUGUGCUGAAAAUUUUUUAAUGACGUACGUGGAAUAAAGCAAUACUGAGAAUUUAA
Silurus meridionalis is the source of this 2037-nucleotide messenger RNA. RefSeq names its product endonuclease/exonuclease/phosphatase family domain containing 1 (gene eepd1). Gene Ontology annotation, cellular component: plasma membrane. The record is from RefSeq and is a predicted model, not a curated record. The transcript has 7 exons. Bases 291 to 1784 code for a protein of 497 amino acids. NCBI's taxonomy places the organism in Eukaryota, Metazoa, Chordata, Actinopteri, Siluriformes, Siluridae.